This is a messenger RNA of Penicillium subrubescens, 1482 nucleotides long. Its product is annotated as sterol esterase. The coding region runs from base 1 to 1482 and encodes 493 amino acids. The transcript has 3 exons. The record is from RefSeq and is a predicted model, not a curated record. NCBI's taxonomy places the organism in Eukaryota, Fungi, Ascomycota, Eurotiomycetes, Eurotiales, Aspergillaceae. Gene Ontology annotation, biological process: lipid metabolic process.
AUGGCGCGUGUUCCCCUGAUUGGGAGACUCUUUUGGACCGAAUACUUGGCGCUUCUUGCGUCUUUGGUACUUGUUCUACUUGAAACCAUCAUUCAUCUGAUUACUUUCUGCCUUCCAACGCCGAUCAUCCGUUUCUGCUACGAACAAUCGAAGUCAAUCUUCAACAAAUUUAUCUCCGCCGAGCCGCGCGAAAAACGAACAAAGGAGGAGAUUCUUGCGGCCUCGAUCGCAGAGGCAUCGGAUUUCACCGAGAUAUGCUCGCUAUUCGGGUACGAAGCUGAGGAGCAUAUCGUCCAGACUGGAGAUGGAUAUCUUCUUGGACUACACCGGUUGGCAUAUCGGAGAGGUGAAGAGAGCAUACGAGUCAAUCAAGGUGCCGGCGGACUCAGCAAGAAAGUUGUCUACCUUCACCAUGGCCUCCUCAUGUGCAGUGAGGUGUGGGUUGCCCUGACCGACGAGCAGCGGUGUCUGCCAUUCCAGCUGGUUGAGAAGGGCUAUGAUGUGUGGCUUGGGAACAACCGCGGCAACAAAUAUGCAAAGAAAUGUGUGCGAUUCUCGCCCGGCUCGAACGAGUUCUGGGAUUUUUCGAUCGAUCAAUUCGCCUUCCACGAUAUCCCUGACAGCAUCGAGUAUAUCCUUGGAGUGACCGGCCAACCGUCGUUGUCUUAUGUCGGUUUUUCGCAAGGCACAGCACAGGCCUUUGCAACACUGUCCAUCCACCCACUGCUGAACCAAAAGGUUGAUGUCUUCGUGGCACUCGCACCUGCUAUGGCUCCUUCGGGGCUACGAAACCGCAUUGUCGAUUCUUUGAUGAAGGCGUCACCCGAUUUCUUGUUCCUGCUAUUCGGUCGGCGCAGUAUAUUAUCCUCAACAACCAUGUGGCAAACAAUCCUGUACCCACCCAUCUACGUCCGCAUUAUCGAUAUGGCACUAUCUGCCCUUUUCAACUGGAAGUGCCGCAACAUCACCCGAACACAGAAACUGGCCGCCUAUCUCCACCUGUACUCUUUUACCAGCACCAAGUCGGUCGUACAUUGGUUCCAGAUCAUCCGCAACAAGAACUUCCAAUUCUUCGACGACGAAACUCACGCCCCCUUCAGCGUAGUCGCAAGUGAGCGUUUUUACAAGCCCGUCAAAUACCCGACCCGCAACAUCAAGACGCCAAUCGUGCUCUUGUAUGGUGGGAGUGACAGUCUUGUCGAUAUCAACGUCAUGCUUCAAGGCUUGCCUCGUGGUACAGUCGCCAAGGCAAUCCCUACAUAUGAGCACCUCGACUUUUUGUGGGCUUCGGAUGUUGACCGUCAGGUGUUUGGUCAUGUCUUCGAUGCGCUCGAGACGUAUAGUCGAAGUGCGGUUGACCCCACCGAGCCAGCGCUGCUUGAGGCACGUCAGGACGGGCGAAUACUCGUUGAUGGACGUGUUUCUAAUACUUCGGCGCCGCGAAUCCGCUCUAAGGAGACGUUGCUUAAUGGUGCUUCGUAA